CAGCGCAGAACGGCUCGCGCCUGCGCAUGCGUCGACAGCGACUCGUGCGCGCGUGUGUGUGUACUGACAGGCAGCGAAACGACGGAACCGUUUAACGGAGAUUUUACCUCAAAACAACUCCAGAACCGAACCGGACUCCACUCCUCUGCGGUCUACAGAGCGUGAUAUGGCGGACGAGGGCGUCGCUCAGAUGUCGAUCAAAGAGCUGUACGUGUCUGAUAAACAGGGCAGUGAUGUGGAUGGAGACGGAUCAGAGCAGAAGCCCUUUAAAACGCCACUCAAGGCACUGUUGUUUGUUGGAAAAGAACCUUUUCCGGUGAUCUAUGUGGACUCACAGAAGGAAGGAGAGCGUUGGGCCGUCAUCUCUAAGACUCAGAUGAAGAACACAAAGAAGCUCUUCAAUCGAGAGCAAAUGAAGAAUGAGAGCAAAGAGAAGAAGGAGACUGAAGAUGCCGAUCGCAGAGAGAAGAAUCUGGAAGAAGCUAAAAAGAUUGUCGUCGAGAAUGACCCCAGCCUCCCUGAACCCAAAACUGUGAAGAUUGAUAAACUGGAGGCACUGAGAGAGCAGAGGGUGAAGGUGUUCGGUUGGGUCCAUCGGUUACGCAGACAAGGGAAGAACCUCCUGUUUAUUGUGCUGCGUGACGGAACCGGCUUCCUGCAGUGUGUUCUCACGGACAAACUGUGUCAGUGUUAUAAUGGCCUGGUGUUGUCUACGGAGAGCACCGUCGCUCUGUAUGGAACCGUGAAACCUGUUCCUGAGGGCAAACAGGCUCCGGGCGGCCAUGAGCUGCACUGUGAUUUCUGGGAGCUGGUCGGUCUCGCUCCGGCCGGCGGCGCUGAUAACCUGCUGAACGAGGAGUCUGACGUGGACGUGCAGCUCAACAAUAGGCACAUGAUGAUCCGUGGGGAAAACGUCUCCAAGAUCCUGAAAGUCCGGUCCACCGUCACGCAGUGUUUCCGGGAUCAUUUCUUCAGCCGGGGCUACUACGAGAUAACUCCGCCCACUCUGGUGCAGACGCAGGUGGAGGGCGGCUCCACGCUCUUCGGUCUCAACUACUUUGGUGAGAACGCGUUCCUGACGCAGUCGUCUCAGCUCUACCUGGAGACCUGCAUCCCUGCGCUGGGCGACACCUUCUGCAUCGCGCAGUCGUACCGCGCCGAGCAGUCGCGCACACGCAGACACCUGGCCGAGUACACCCACAUCGAGGCUGAGUGUCCCUUCAUGUCCUAUGAAGACCUUCUGAACCGGUUGGAGGAUCUGGUGUGUGACGUGGUCGACAGGGUCCUGAAGUCUCCUGUUGGGCAGCUGCUCUACGACAUUAACCCGGACUUCAAGCCUCCCAAACGGCCGUUCAAGAGGAUGAACUACGAAGCCAUCGAGUGGCUCAAAGAGCACAACAUCAAGAAGGAUGAUGGGACGUUUUAUGAGUUUGGAGAGGAUAUCCCAGAAGCCCCUGAGCGUCUGAUGACCGACUCUAUUAACGAGACCAUCCUGCUGUGUCGCUUCCCAGCCGAGAUCAAAUCCUUCUACAUGCAGCGCUGCCCUGAGGACCGCCGCCUCACCGAAUCGGUGGAUGUGCUGAUGCCUAACGUCGGUGAGAUCGUGGGAGGCUCCAUGCGUAUCUGGGACGCUGAGGAGCUCCUGGAGGGGUAUAAGAGAGAGGGAAUCGACCCCACACCCUACUACUGGUACACCGACCAGAGGAAGUUUGGCACGUGUCCUCACGGCGGAUACGGUCUGGGUCUGGAGCGAUUCCUCACCUGGCUGCUAAACCGCCAUCACAUCCGCGACGUCUGCCUGUACCCACGCUUCAUUCAGCGCUGCCGGCCUUAAACACACACACACUGCAAGAGACCAACUAGAAGAUCAAAUCACUCUCUCAUGGCCGGAGACCAUAUUUAUGUCAUGUUUAGAGAUCUAAUCAGAAGACGGUUUGAAUGGUGAUUCGGUGUUGCGUUAUAUUCUUGUAACAUUCAUCUGUGGCAUAAUAAAUCAAUGAGAUCAUG
Molecule: messenger RNA, 2007 nt
Organism: Onychostoma macrolepis
Lineage: Eukaryota; Metazoa; Chordata; Actinopteri; Cypriniformes; Cyprinidae
Gene: nars1
Product: asparaginyl-tRNA synthetase 1
Biological process (GO): asparaginyl-tRNA aminoacylation
Cellular component (GO): cytoplasm
Molecular function (GO): asparagine-tRNA ligase activity; nucleic acid binding; ATP binding
Source: RefSeq, a predicted model, not a curated record